AUGAACUCUCCAGUUUCUGACAAGGUCUUCUUUGACAUCACCAUCGGCGGCAAGCCUCUCGGCAGGAUUACCAUGGGGCUCUUCGGCUCAAUCGUCCCGAAGACCGCGGAGAACUUCAAGAAGCUCUGCACCGGCGAGAUGGGUUUCGGCUACAAGGGCUCUACGUUCCACCGCGUCAUCCCCAAGUUCAUGAUCCAGGGUGGGGACUUCACGAACCAUAACGGCACUGGCGGCAAGUCCAUCUAUGGCGCCAAGUUUCCUGACGAGAACUUCGAGAUCAAGCACUUCGUCGGGUGCCUCUCCAUGGCGAAUGCUGGGCCGAACACCAACGGCUCUCAGUUCUUCCUCACCGUGGCCGACACUGCUUGGCUCGACGGCAAGCACGUUGUCUUCGGGCGUGUCCUUGACGGGAUGGACGUCGUCAAGGCAAUCGAGACUACGAAGACCGGGGCCAACGACAAGCCGGUUGAGAAGGUUGUCAUCGCCGACUGUGGCGUGCUCCAGUAA
Giardia duodenalis is the source of this 507-nucleotide messenger RNA. Its product is annotated as Peptidyl-prolyl cis-trans isomerase B. Bases 1 to 507 code for a protein of 168 amino acids. Gene Ontology annotation, biological process: protein peptidyl-prolyl isomerization; protein folding. The record is from RefSeq and is a predicted model, not a curated record. Gene Ontology annotation, molecular function: peptidyl-prolyl cis-trans isomerase activity. Lineage: Eukaryota; Fornicata; Diplomonadida; Hexamitidae. The transcript has a single exon.